AUGAAUGAGGUGGUUAAGGGAUUCUUUGUGUUGUCCACCUGCAUUGGCUACACGCUUAAGGUGUUUUCCGUCAAGGUGAACAAUGUGGCAUUGCUGCAACUCUUUGAUAACCUCCGUGAUGCACACUUUCGUCCCGGGAAUGCUGAAGAGCAGCUUAUCUUUGAAGCAGCUCGUCGACUAAGUCGCUUUAUCUUCAAAUAUUAUGGAAUUACAUCAGUUACGGCUCUGACAACGGUCCUCAUAUCUCAGUAUGCCAUUGAUAAAACCCAACUGCCAUUGGCAACAUAUAAUCCUUUCAGUGGAGAACGUGGCACAUUUGGCUACUAUUUCAUGUAUUUGUAUCAGUGUAUUGCAUUGUCGGGAGCCUGUUUCCUGAAUAUAUCCUUUGAUUCGCUUUGUUGCUCCAUGUUCAUAUUUGUGAAAUGUCAAUUGGAUAUUCUGGCAAUGCGCCUACAAAAAUUGGGACACAAUGCCGAUAAAGCUGAUGAGACGAAACUGCAAUUACAAUUGAAAAACUGCAUAGAGUACUAUACGAGAAUUGUGGAACUGUCGGCUGAUAUCGAGAGUCUGGUCUAUAAGCCCAUAUCUGCACAGAUCUUCUGCUCGAUUCUGGUUUUAACAGCCAACUUUUAUGCCAUGUCUUUGUUAUCGGAUGAAAAGCUGGUUUUCCUCAAAUACUUUAUCUACCAAAGCUGCAUGCUGCUGCAGAUCUUCUUACUGUGCUACUUUGCAGGCGAGAUUGCCCAGCGAAGUUCGGAGUUGCCACAUGAGCUAUACAGGAGCAACUGGGUGAGCUGGCGGCGUUGCAACCGGAGGCUGAUGUUGAUGUUCCUGCAACGGCUGGACUUGCCCAUACGCAUAAGGACCUUAAAUGCCAGCCAUGCCUUUGACUUGGCGCUAUUUAGUUCGGCAUUAGCCACAACAGUUAAAAUACAAGUGGUUCUGGUCAUGAUGAAUCGAGAGGAAAACAACAAGCUCACCGAGAGCUUUUACAAGUAUCAGGUGUUGUAUUUCAAGAUUUUGGGCUUGUGGAAGCUACAUCCUGAUGCCACAAGACGACAACGUUGGUUGUAUCAGCUGCGCUUCGGUAUACUCUUUGGCGGUGUGGCCUUAUUGCUGCUCUUCUUUGCCAUCCGGGUGCUGGUCAACAUUGAUCAGUUGCGUGUGAUACUUCAGGUGUUCUUCAUGUUUGCCACCGAAGUGUCCUGUAUGUUCAAGUUGCUCAACAUUCGGCUUAGGCAGCAGGAACAUGAAUAUCUUCGAAACGAAAUGCAUUCUGGCGAUUUACUCGCGAGAAGUCCUCGGGAAUUCUGUGCUCUUAAAGAUGCAGCUAAAGAGUCAACCAAUAUCCGCAAUUGCUAUUGUGUGAUGUCCAUUCUGGCGGCCACAUUGAUAUUGGUUACGCAACUAUUCUCGGACUCCGGCUCCUUGCCCAUCACCAUGUAUGAGCCCUGUAAUUUAUCCACAUUCAGCUGUUACUAUGGUCUCUAUGUGUACCAAGUGGUGACGGUGUUCCCCACCUGCUUGCUGAACAUCGCCUUCGAUUCGAUGGCCCAGGGACUGCUGAACUUUGUCCGGGCACAGUUAAUCGUACUAUCGAUGCGUCUGGCGAACUUGGGAGCUGCUCAAACGCCACGGGAUGAUCAUCGCAUUGCGCUGGAAUUGCGCGAUUGUUGCAUCUACUUUAGACGGAUUGAGAGGCUCAGGGAUCUAAUGGAUGGUUUCAUUAAAGUCCCCUACUCGGUGCAGUUGAUUUGCUCAAUUCUGGUGCUCGUUUCCAAUUUCUAUGCAAUGUCCACGAACUCGGGAGAAACGCUUUUUAUGAUCAAGAUGGGAACGUAUCAAUUCGACAUGCUGCUGCAAAUAUUCAUGAUUUGCUAUGCGGCCAACGAGGUGACACAUCAGAGUUCUCUACUGACUCAUGCUCUGUACAAAUCGGAUUGGAUCACCUGGAACAAGUCCAAUCGAAAGAUGUGCCUCCUAAUGAUGCUGCGUUUCAAUUCACCGCUAAUUGUGCGCACUAUUGAUCACACAACAAGUUUUAGUUUGCCCACUUUUGCAUCUAUUGUCAACUGCUCGUAUAGCUAUUUUGCUUUGCUGAAGAGAGUCAACAGUUAA
Drosophila innubila is the source of this 2118-nucleotide messenger RNA. RefSeq names its product odorant receptor 46a. The transcript is spliced from 6 exons. The coding region runs from base 1 to 2118 and encodes 705 amino acids. Lineage: Eukaryota; Metazoa; Arthropoda; Insecta; Diptera; Drosophilidae. The record is from RefSeq and is a predicted model, not a curated record. Gene Ontology annotation, cellular component: plasma membrane. Gene Ontology annotation, biological process: sensory perception of smell; detection of chemical stimulus involved in sensory perception of smell. Gene Ontology annotation, molecular function: odorant binding; olfactory receptor activity.